Molecule: messenger RNA, 1012 nt
Organism: Hyphopichia burtonii NRRL Y-1933
Lineage: Eukaryota; Fungi; Ascomycota; Pichiomycetes; Serinales; Debaryomycetaceae
Gene: ATP3
Product: F1F0 ATP synthase subunit gamma
Exons: 1
Coding region: 105-1007 (300 amino acids)
Biological process (GO): proton motive force-driven ATP synthesis
Molecular function (GO): proton-transporting ATP synthase activity, rotational mechanism
Source: RefSeq, a predicted model, not a curated record
UUUUCAUCUUUGAUCAAACAGAUUAUUAAGUAAGAUGUUUCGUUUAGGUGCCACCCAAGUUGCCCGUACUGCCGGUGCAAGGUAUGUAAUUGAGUGAACGGUGAAUGGCGAAUGGUGAAUGGAGAAUUGUGGAAGGAGCAGUGAAAAAUUUAUCAUUCAAAAUAUCAAUUGAAUUGAAUACUAACAGAUAUAGAAAUUAUGCUACUUUACGUGAAAUUGAAAUGCGUCUUAAGUCAAUUAAGAACAUUGAAAAAAUCACCAACACCAUGAAGAUUGUUGCUUCGACCAGAUUGAACAAAGCUCAAAGAGCCAUGACUGCUUCAAGAGUUUUCAAUAAAACUGAUGCUGAAUUUAUGGAAAAUGCUCAACCAGAGAAAGCCGAAGAUGAAAAAACUUUAUUAGUUGUUGUUUCUUCUGAUAAAGGUUUAUGUGGUUCCAUUCAUACUCAAAUUUCCAAAGCUGCUAGAAAAAGAUUUGAAGAAUUAAACGGUUCUGCUGAUAUUGUUACCAUUGGUGAUAAAGUCAGAACCCAAUUACAAAGAACUCACGCCGAUUCCAUGAAAUUGGCUUUCAACGGGGUUGGUAAAGAAGCUCCAACUUUCCAUGAAGUUGCUUUAAUUGCUGAUGAAAUUAAAAAAUUGGGCCAAUACGAAAAUAUCGAAAUUUUAUACAAUAAAUUCGUUUCUGGUGUUUCUUUUGAACCUUCCAAAUUUGCCGUUUUCGCUAAUGAUGCCAUUGAAAAAGCUCCUGGUUUAUCUAAAUACGAAUUAGAAGGUGAAGAUAUCGGUGAAACCUUGAGUGAUUUAUCCUUAGCUAACUCUUUAUUAACCGCUCAAGCUGAAGCUUAUGCUUCUGAAAUCUCUGCCAGAAGAAAUGCUAUGGAUAACGCUUCUAAGAAUGCUGGUGAUAUGAUUAACUCUUACUCUAUCUUGUAUAACAGAACUAGACAAGCUGUUAUUACCAAUGAAUUGGUUGAUAUCAUUACCGGUGCUUCCUCUUUAGGUUAGAGCCC